AACGAUAAUAUUAAAUUAAAAGUUAUGAAAUAUGUGAAUGAUCUUUGGCACUCAACGACCACCAAUCGACCACCCUCCAACGACUCUAAGGUAUGUAAAAAGGGAAAUGGCACCACCUACUCAUACGAAUUUGAUGCGCGAUUUACUACGAGCGGUACAAGAGUUGAGCAGGCAAAAUCAAGCACCUCCACAGCAGAAUGCACCGCAUUUUGCCCCUGGAGCUGUCUCAGUGGUUGAGCAGUUUCAUAGGUACAAGCCUUCCACUUUCGACGGUAAUUCUGAACCACUAGUUGUCGAAGAGUGGAUAAGAGGCCUGGAGCGCAUAUUUCGACACAUUGCUUGUACGGAUGCACAGAAAGUAUUAUGUGCAGAAUUUAUGUUGAUUGGAGCAGCUGGUCACUGGUGGGAAUCUGUUUCACGUACAAGGACGGAAGAGCAGCAACGUAAUCUGACUUGGGAGCAGUUUAAAGAUGAAGUGAUGGCAAAAUAUUUCCCACAGGCUUUGAGAGACUUCAAGGAAUCAGAAUUUUUGCAGCUCAGACAAGGGAGUAUGUCACUUACUGAUUAUGAAAGACAGUUUGAGCAGCUCUCAAGGUAUGCCCCGCACUUGGUGGAUACAGAAGUUAAGAAGAUUAGGAGGUUCGAGAAUGGACUGCGCCCUGAGAUCGGCAUGAUCAUUAUGUCCCAUCGUUUCACCUCAUAUCGUGAAAUGUUGGAGAGGGCUCAUGCUAUUUCAUAUCAGAGGACCUCAUUUGAACAGUAUGCCCAGCAGAGCAAGGAGUCAUCGGGAAAAAGAAAGUGGAAUGAUCCAAACAAGGACAGACGUAAUUGGCAGAGUAAAAGGCCAAACACAGGAGUUCGUAUUGGUGGAGCGAGUGGGAAUAUUACACCGUGUCCUAAGUGUAAUAAACUCCACAGGGGUGAAUUCUUACUCGGGAAGAACAUGUGUUUUCGAUGUGGUAAGCCAGGGCACAUUGCUUUCAACUGUACAGAGCCACCAAAAAGGAAAGAUGAUGAUCAGGACAAGAACAAGAAAGGAAAGGCCCGAGUUUUCGCACUAAAUCAGCAUGAGGCGGAGCAGGAUCCGAAUGUGAUAGCAGGUAUUCUGUUAUUAUCUAAUGUACCUGCUUAUGUACUUUUUGAUUCUGGGGCUACCAAUUCUUUUAUUUCUACAUCAUUCGUCGCUAAGUCCAACUUUGCAUGUGUAAGAACGAAUAAUGAAUUAGAGGUUAGCAUCCCUUCAGGAAGAACUCUUUGUACAAAUCUGAUGACUAAGGCUAUGAAGUUGGAGAUUGAUGGGAAAAUAUUACAAGCAGACUUAUACCUUUUGGAGAUGAAAGAUUUCGAUGUUAUUUUGGGCAUGGAUUGGUUGGGACUUAAUCAUGCGACCAUUCGAUGUCAUGAGAAAGAAGUAUUGUUUCACAAACCGGAAGAGGAAGAGUUUCGUUUCUUGGGAGCAAAGUUCAAGUCUUUACCGCGCCUAAUAUCAGCUAUGCAAGCAGAAAAGAUGUUAAGGAAGGAGUCAUGCCAGGGAUUCUUAGUUAACAUCAAUAGUUCUCAACAUACAGAAAUGACCGUUAACGAUAUUAACAUCGUCCGAGACUUUGCAGAUGCCCCGUACCGAAUGGCACCGAAAGAACUACAAGAAUUGAAGUUGCAAUUAGAGGAGUUACUGGAGAAAGGUUUCAUACGACCAAGUGUAUCUCCUUGGGGAGCACCUGUACUUUUUGUCAAGAAGAAGGAUGAGAGUAUGAGGAUGUGUAUUGACUAUCGGGAAUUGAACCAUCUGACCAUCAAAAAUAGGUACCCACUGCCAAGAAUAGAAGAUUUGUUUGACCAGUUAAGGGGUGCUGCAGUGUUUUCAAAGAUCGACUUGAGGUCAGGGUAUCACCAGCUAAAAAUCAGGGCAAGCGAUAUAUCGAAAACUGCUUUCAGGACUCGUUAUGGGCAUUAUGAAUUUACUGUCAUGCCUUUUGGUUUAACCAAUGCUCCAGCUGUAUUUAUGGAUCUCAUGAAUAGAGUAUUCCAUCAGCAUUUAGAUCAGUUCGUCAUUGUGUUUAUUGACGACAUACUUGUGUACUCAAAAGACGAGAAGCAACAUGAGGAACAACUUCGAAUUUGUGAAUUUUGGCUUGACCGUGUAGAUUUUCUUGGUCACGUGGUUACCGCCCAAGGAAUUGAAGUAGACCCCGCUAAAGUGGAAGCAGUAACAAAUUGGCCAAGGCCGAGUGGUGUGGGUGAAGUCCGCAGUUUCUUGGGAUUGGCUGGUUAUUAUAGAAGAUUCAUUGAAGGCUUCUCAAAAAUAGCAGGGCCAAUGACUCAGUUGACAAGAAAGGGUGCAAAGUUUCAGUGGACAGAAAAAUGUGAAAAAUGUUUUCAAGAACUCAAGCAGAGGCUAGUCUCAACUCCUGUAUUGACGAUACCUGAAGGUUCAGAGGAAUUUCAUGGAAAAGUGGUUGCUUAUGCCUCGAGACAGUUGAAGCAGUAUGAGCAAAACUAUCAACGCAUGAUUUGGAGCUUGCAGCAGUUGUUCACGCCUUAA
Olea europaea var. sylvestris is the source of this 2542-nucleotide messenger RNA. RefSeq lists its product as uncharacterized. The transcript has 6 exons. The record is from RefSeq and is a predicted model, not a curated record. Gene Ontology annotation, molecular function: zinc ion binding; nucleic acid binding; aspartic-type endopeptidase activity. Gene Ontology annotation, biological process: proteolysis. Bases 38 to 2542 code for a protein of 834 amino acids. Lineage: Eukaryota; Viridiplantae; Streptophyta; Magnoliopsida; Lamiales; Oleaceae.